AUGCACAACAUCCAAUUAGUACAAGAAAUAGAAAGACAUGAAACCCCGUUAAACAUUAGACCCACGUCUCCAUAUACCCUAAAUCCUCCUGUUGAGAGAGAUGGCUUUUCUUGGCCAAGUGUGGGAACAAGACAACGUGCAGAGGAAACAGAAGGAGAGGAAAAGGAGCGAAUCCAACGUAUUUCGGGCGCAAUUAAGACAAUUUUGACCGAACUAGGUGAAGAUGUCGAUAGAGAAGGUCUACUAGAUACUCCACAAAGGUACGCCAAAGCCAUGCUGUAUUUCACUAAAGGUUACCAGACAAACAUUAUGGACGAUGUCAUUAAGAAUGCUGUAUUUGAAGAAGAUCAUGAUGAAAUGGUCAUUGUUCGUGAUAUUGAAAUUUACUCGUUAUGUGAACAUCAUUUAGUGCCAUUUUUUGGUAAAGUUCAUAUCGGAUAUAUACCAAACAAAAAAGUCAUCGGGUUAAGUAAAUUAGCCAGAUUGGCAGAAAUGUAUGCUAGAAGGCUCCAGGUUCAAGAAAGACUUACAAAGCAAAUUGCAAUGGCGUUAAGUGAUAUUCUAAAACCAUUAGGUGUAGCCGUUGUUAUGGAAGCUUCUCAUAUGUGCAUGGUUUCAAGAGGUAUUCAAAAAACGGGUUCAUCUACGGUAACUUCCUGUAUGCUUGGAGGGUUUAGGGCUCAUAAAACAAGAGAAGAAUUUUUAACCCUUUUAGGAAGAAGAAGUAUUUAA
This is a messenger RNA of Saccharomyces paradoxus, 732 nucleotides long. It is a transcript of the gene FOL2, whose product is annotated as GTP cyclohydrolase I. Gene Ontology annotation, cellular component: cytoplasm. The record is from RefSeq and is a predicted model, not a curated record. The coding region runs from base 1 to 732 and encodes 243 amino acids. Gene Ontology annotation, molecular function: GTP binding; GTP cyclohydrolase I activity; zinc ion binding. The transcript has a single exon. Lineage: Eukaryota; Fungi; Ascomycota; Saccharomycetes; Saccharomycetales; Saccharomycetaceae. Gene Ontology annotation, biological process: tetrahydrofolate biosynthetic process; tetrahydrobiopterin biosynthetic process.